AUCAUUUUAUAAAAAUUGCAUCUUGAAGAUGUUUUUGCAGAAUUUGAAAAAGCAAAAAGAAAAAAAAAAGUUAAUUUUUAAUGUAAAAAAAAAAAACAAAGUGGAUAAUAAUAAAAAUAAAAAAUAAAAAACUUCUCUGGGUGCUAAAUUCGAAUUCGUGACUCGAGGUCAGGUGGUACUCGGGAUCGCACGAUAAAUAAUUAUCUCUCGUGCUCUGCGUUUUACGCAGUGCGUGAUGCGUCUCCUCCCCCCUUUCGGACUGAUUCUUUUUUUUCAGUCCAAUCCGCUACGAAUCGCGCGAGAAUCGAGAUUCGCAAGAACACAAUUUCUGCAUGCGAGUGAGUGAGUGAGUGAGUGUGUGUUUGUGUCCAAGUAGUUGCGGGUGUGUGUUUUCCCGUUGCGCGCGCGUGAAUGUUUUACACCUGACUACUACGCGAAUCAUAAUCGCGAUUGUCAAUAAAUGGCAAAAUUCCUCUAAAUAAAUGCGAAAUCAAUUAGAUUUCAGUGUGUAAAUUCAAAAUUUGAUAAAUGAAGAAUUUACCAGUAAUUAUUGGGGAGGGUUGCGUGGGAGGAGGGAAUUGAUUCGAAGAGAGGCUCAUCACCAAGAAGUUUGAUUGUGUGUGCACACCACGGUAGGUUAGUUGACUGCGGAACCGAGCGAGCGCUGAGCUGACAGUAGGCCGGCGACGUCACUGUGGGCCGGUUGAGCCUUCCUUCGUUCGAUUCCGGCAGGCUCUCUUAUUCAUUUUACAUGUAGCAAGCAGGGUUGCGGGCAGUUCAGACAUGGGAAGUGAGCAUUACUGCCUGAGGUGGAACAAUCAUCAGAGCAACUUGCUGGGUGUGUUCAGUCAACUACUAGAGACGGAAUCGCUGGUGGACGUGACGCUGGCGUGCACGGAGGGACCGUCGAUUCGUGCGCACAAGGUCGUCCUCUCCGCGUGCUCCAGCUACUUUCAAGCCUUGUUCCUCGACCACCCGAAUCGCCACCCCAUUGUCAUCCUCAAGGACGUCCGCUUCUCCGAGUUGCGUACCCUAGUUGAUUUCAUGUACAAGGGCGAGGUGAACGUUGAAUAUUGUCAAUUGUCAGCCCUUCUCAAGACCGCUGAAAGCCUCAAGGUCAAGGGUCUGGCAGACAUGACAAACAUUAAUGCCGCCGUGGCAUCGAGGGAGGAGCAACAACAACAACAACAACAACAUAAUCAAUUGCAGCAGCAGCAGCAGCACACAAGUUCGGAGACAAUUCGGGAGAAGGACAAGGAGAAGGAGCGCGAGAGAGAGCCGGCGAAAGAAUGUGAACAACCUCAACAAAUCCCACGUGCUCCCAGUGAACCUAACGAGGCUGUUGACAUGACCGAGUGUCCAGCGUCGCCCGCUGGUCAAACGAGUCCCUGUCCUGGUCCACUGGCGCUCGAUCGACCCAGGAGAGACUCCGAGGACGCAACUAGUUUAGAAGAAACGAGAGGUUCUAUUAGUCCAAUUUCUGUACACAGUGGCCCUAGUGACAUGAGUCUCAGUAAUAAUACCAGCGCACCUGGAGGAGCGCCACCUUUAAACCUACCGCAGAGUCGGCUUCCGUCCCCGCACAGUACAGAGCCGCUGGCUGGACCUUCGGGGUUGCCUCCUGUGCAACAAGUUCCGCUUUCCCUAAAAAAGGAAGUGGACUGGGAUCGUUCGACGGAUGAACGCAGUGCGAGUAGUGAAAUAUCGACGGACUAUAGGAUUCCCCCCGAUCCGGUAUCAUUAGCACUUGGCUUGGAUGCGAGCAGUUGGAAUGCAUUAAUCGAAAGAACAGCAUCGGGAAUCGCUGGAAUUGCUGGUUUUGCUCAAAGAUGUGGUGUGUGUCUAGCAGCAUUUCCCGAUGCCCUUCUUCUGCAGAGGCACGCAAUUCUCAAGCAUCCCUGUCCACCCGGCGACGACAAACCCUUCACUUGCGAUCAAUGCGGACAACGUUAUCGCUAUCGAUCAGCAUACGUCAAGCAUCGCGAGCAAAAUCAUCGCGCCCGCCUCCCAGCCGACAAACUCUUCACAUGCGACGUCUGCGGUAUGCAAUUCAGGUAUCUAAAGUCAUUUAAGAAACACAGGUUAAACCAUCACCUCGAGCGCCUUCAUCGAACACCCGAAUCCCAAGGAACAUCCUCAUCAUCAGUCGAGAGAAGCGAUCAAGUCUCAAGCACCGGCGAACCAUUCCAAAUGGAAAUUGCCGGCGACACGAGUCCCGUCGACAUUGAGGAUCGUUCGGACGAGAAUUUCGAGAACACAACAUCGUCGACUCUAUGCAAAAAGGAACUCAUCUCCGACACGAGUCCACCAAUUACCGAGACAUCCUACAUGUCCGCCAUUGAUAAUCUAAAGCCAGAGAAUUGUAACAGUGAUGAUAUUCGUACUAAAAUACAAAUGUCCCUCAACGUCACCAGAACACGAGAGACUGAUCGUAAGGAUAAACGAUUCGCCUGCAUGUACUGUGGAAAGUGUGUCCGGUCGAAGGAGAAUCUAAAACUUCAUAUUCGAAAACACACUGGCGAGAAACCAUUUCAAUGUCUAUUUUGUCUCAGGGCAUUCGGUGGUAAAAGUGACCUAACUCGACAUCUUCGAAUCCACACUGGCGAAAAACCCUACGAGUGCGAUGUCUGUGGAAAGAAAUUCGCCAGGGCCGACUAUCUCUCCAAGCACAUCACAACCCAUCUACAUCGACGCUGAUACAAACAAAAAUCCAACUAGCUCAUUCAUUCCACUCUUUUGCCAAUACUCUGAAUUCGUUCCCAAAAAGAAAAAACGAUUUAUAAGUAACUACAAAACUUUACUGAUCCCACAAACCUACUCAAGAUCACAGGACUCGAACUAGGUCUGUAAAUCCCGUAAAAAUCCGUAAUUUAAUUCAAAAAGGAUGAAAACUUUGUAAAUUUUACGAUAUAGUUUGGAUAAUUUUAGAGAAAUUACAAAUGAUUGCAGAAAUUCAAUUAUGUUGGAAAUUU
Molecule: messenger RNA, 2972 nt
Organism: Leptopilina heterotoma
Lineage: Eukaryota; Metazoa; Arthropoda; Insecta; Hymenoptera; Figitidae
Gene: mamo
Product: protein bric-a-brac 2-like
Exons: 4
Coding region: 784-2697 (637 amino acids)
Biological process (GO): regulation of transcription by RNA polymerase II
Cellular component (GO): nucleus
Molecular function (GO): protein binding
Source: RefSeq, a predicted model, not a curated record